AAAUUCAAAAAACAUCUGCAUUUCAUAAUAUUUUGGUGCAAUGGAUCUCUCUAAACAUAUUAUUCUCAUUUCUGUCAUAUUCGUGGCUGCAGUUGAAUCUGGUAGAUAUCGAAGACAAGGAUUACCUGGUCUUGGAGGAUUAGAUGGAUUCAAUGAUCUUCUUCCAUGUAAUGCUUUCACAAGAUGUAAUGGAAAAGGAUUGUGUCUUGGAACUGCAAAGCAAUCCACGUGUAUGUGCUUCCUCGGAUGGAGUGGUGAUUCGUGUGACUCUGUUGCAAAUCUAAUGGAUCCAUUCAACUUGUUCUCCAACAACAACAAUAAUAAUAAUAACAAUCAAUUAUUUCCGAAUCUUUUCCCAACAGCAAGCUCGCUGAACUUGUUGAAUAAUCCAUUUGGAUUGGAUGAUGAUGCAUUGGAAAUGUGCACAGCAAGUGAUUGUAAUGGAAAUGGAGUUUGUGUUGGUUCAAAGAAGGCACCACUCUGUCUUUGUAAUCUUGGAAAAACUGGGUUCAAGUGUGAAAGUGAAAUUUCUGGACUUUUGAACAUGGAUCCAUCAGCUCCAAUCACAUUCUGUUCACCAAGUGAUUGUAACAACAAAGGUCUAUGUUUGGGAACAAAAAACAGUUUUUCGUGUGCAUGUCAAAUCGGUUAUACUGGUUCAAGAUGCGAGAAGACUCCAGUUGCAUUAUGUGAUUCUCGUGAUUGCAGUUCAAAUGGAUUAUGUAUUGGUACAAAAGACUCAAUGACUUGUGCUUGUUAUCUUGGAUAUUCUGGUGAUAAAUGUGAAAAGAUCACCGGAACUAUGUGCGAAGCUUCUGACUGUAAUUCUAAUGGAAUCUGUAUUGGAACAAAGAACUUGAAAUCCUGUAUCUGCGCUCCUGGAUAUUAUGGAUCACGGUGUGAAUCGAGAUUCGCUCUUCUCCCUGGCACCGAAGGAAUGUUCUGUGAAGCUAAAGACUGUAAUGGAAAUGGGAUCUGUAUAGGAAACAAGCUUCUUCCCAUGUGCAUUUGUGCUCCUGGAUUCACUGGUCUUCGUUGCGAACUUGAGCCAUUAUGUACUGGUGCACUUCAAUGUUCUGGUAAUGGUUUAUGCAUUGGAUCAUUGAAAUCUUAUAGUUGUACUUGUAAUCUUGGGUGGACUGGUCCAACUUGUGCCCAAAGCACUCUAAUCGGAUAAGCUCUUUUUUUCUGAUUUCGGAUUUUUGCGAUUGUCUGUAUAUAAUUGAUUGAACCAGUUUGAAGUUCUAAAUUUCUAAAAAGAAUAAUAUUUAUAGAUUUUUUCAAAUAAAAAAAAAGAAUGAU
This is a messenger RNA of Caenorhabditis elegans, 1302 nucleotides long. RefSeq names its product EGF-like domain-containing protein (gene R05G6.9). The record is from RefSeq and is marked reviewed. The coding region runs from base 41 to 1177 and encodes 378 amino acids. Gene Ontology annotation, molecular function: calcium ion binding. NCBI's taxonomy places the organism in Eukaryota, Metazoa, Nematoda, Chromadorea, Rhabditida, Rhabditidae. The transcript has 5 exons.